Messenger RNA from Scheffersomyces stipitis CBS 6054, 516 nucleotides. RefSeq names its product Arc19p (gene ARC19). Gene Ontology annotation, molecular function: actin filament binding. The transcript has a single exon. Gene Ontology annotation, cellular component: Arp2/3 protein complex; actin cytoskeleton. The record is from RefSeq and is a predicted model, not a curated record. The annotation marks the transcript as partial. Gene Ontology annotation, biological process: actin filament polymerization; Arp2/3 complex-mediated actin nucleation. NCBI's taxonomy places the organism in Eukaryota, Fungi, Ascomycota, Pichiomycetes, Serinales, Debaryomycetaceae.
CAGUCACAAUCAUUGAAGCCAUACUUAACAGCAGUCAGAUCGUCAUUGACUGCUGCGAUAUGUUUAGAAGACUUCUCGUCCCAGUUGGUCGAAAGACAUAACAGACCGGAAAUAGAAGUAGAUAACACCCACAACCCAGAAUUGAUAUUAAACCCCAUGGUGAUUGCCAGAAACGAAAACGAAAAGAUCCUCAUCGAACCAUCCAUCAACUCCGUGAGAGUAUCUAUCAAAAUCAAGCAGGCUGAUGAAAUAGAACAAAUCUUGGUUCACAAGUUCACCCGGUUUUUAACCUCGAGAGCUGAGAAUUUCUUCAUAUUGAGAAGAGUACCAAUAAAGGGCUACGACAUCUCAUUUUUGAUCACCAAUUUUCACACAGAACAGAUGUUGAAAGACAAGCUCGUUGAUUUCAUCAUUGAGUUCAUGGAGGAUGUUGACAAAGAAAUCAGUGAGAUGAAGUUAUUCUUGAAUGCUAGAGCAAGAGUCAUUGCCGAAUCAUUCUUGACUCCAUUUGACUGA